UUCAGCGAGCGCUUUGCUCUCCCCCUCAUUCUGUUUUCACAGAGCUCUGCACAAUGCUCAGAUGAGAGAGGGAGAGACAGUGUGUUAGAGAGAGAGAGGGCAAGUUAAAGAGAGCCAAAGAGAGAGCGGGAGGGCGAGCGCAUUACAGAGAGUGAUUGAGGAGAAGACCAGAAAGAGAGCGUGUGCGCGAGACCGAAGAGUUUAUUGCAACAGCGACUGGAGGUCUGGAUUACGCCGCUUUAAUCCUCAGGAGACUUUGUGGGACGGUUGGAAGGUGGUUCACAAAAAUUUCAAGCGCCCCAGGAAUUCCAUGGAUGUUAGUUGUUCCGUACCGCUGAAGCUUUGUGGAGUUCUUCAUACUGGAUUCAUCGCUCCUUUGCCAUCACCAUAAAAGUCACUCGUAUCCAUCUUUGCACCUAAAGGUUGUUCCAAUGCUCAUGGGGAACUGCCUGCUGCUGUUCCUCUGGUGCCUCUUAGACAAAAGCUUCGUUUCUCCCCUCCACUCUUCAUCCCAGAGCAGGAUGGGGAAGGAGCAGCACAGGAACCUGAUGGCACAUAGGAAACAUGGCAUGAUGGGAGCUCACAGAGUCAAGAGAGGAUGGGUGUGGAACCAGUUCUUUGUUCUGGAAGAGUACAUGGGAUCUGAUCCACAGUAUGUUGGAAAGCUUCACUCUGACCUGGAUAAGGGAGAUAGUAUGGUGAAGUACACACUCUCAGGUGAAGGAGUUGGCUCUAUUUUCACCAUCGAGCCAAGCACUGGAGACAUCCAUGCCUUAAGGAGCUUGGACCGAGAAGAGAAGCCUUAUUACACACUGAGAGCACAGGCUGUGGACGUGCUCACGGGCAGACCCUUAGAGCCCGAGUCGGAGUUUAUUAUCAAAGUCCAGGACAUCAAUGACAAUGAGCCAAGGUUCCUGGAGGGCCCAUACUCAGCCAGCGUCCCAGAGAUGUCACCCGUCGGCACAUAUGUGACGCAAAUUACCGCCACUGACGCGGAUGACCCUACUUAUGGAAACAGCGCGCGGAUUGUGUACAGUAUCCUUUAUGGGCAGCCCUACUUCUCUGUUGACCCCAAGACAGGAAUCAUAAGAGUUGCUUUACCCAACAUGGAUAGGGAGGUUAAAGAAAUGUACCAGGUGGUCAUACAGGCUAAGGACAUGGGUGGACAGCUUGGGGGCUUAGCUGGGACCACAACCAUCAAUAUCACUCUCCGUGAUGUCAACGACAACCCACCACGAUUUUCUAAAAGUAUCUUUCACCUGCGCGUUCCUGAAUCUUCACCUGUGGGCUCAUCGGUGGGAAGGGUCAAAGCUCAUGAUCUGGACUCCGGGAAGAAUGCUGAAGUGGAAUAUAGCAUUGUUCCUGGAGACGGAGGCUCCAUGUUUGAUAUUUACAGCAAUAAGAACACUCAAGAAGGAACAGUUGUACUGAAAAAGCGGCUAGACUAUGAGGCCAGAAAGGCCUACACCUUUAAAGUUGAAGCUUCAAACGCAGUUCUUGAUCAUCGAUUCCUACAUUUGGGACCUUUUAAGGACACUGCCACAGUGAAAGUGAAUGUUCUGGAUGUGGAAGAACCUCCUGUCUUCAGCCGGCUGUCUUACAGCAUGGAGACAUACGAGGACACACCAGUGGGCAUCAUCGUCGGAGCUGUCACAGCUGAGGACCUAGAUGUAGGCAACAGUCCUGUUAGAUAUUCUGUUGAGUGGAGACAGGACUCAGAAAACUACUUUGACAUUGACCCUGUUGAAGGAACUCUGUCUGUCAGUGAAGCCCUGGACAGAGAGAGAAAUACAGAACACAACGUCACUGUUGUAGCAACAAAAGUUAACAACCCCCUGCUGUCCAGCAAAGUUACUGUCACAGUCAAGGUGCUGGAUGUCAAUGAGUUUCCUCCAGAACUUGCUUUUGUGUAUGAGACGUUUGUUUGUGAAAAUGCAAAAGUAGGACAGGUGAUUCAGAUCAUCAGCGCCACAGACAGAGACAUGCCAGCUGUAGAACACCGAUUCUACUUCAAAUCCCCUUCACAGACCAGGAACAGAAACUUCACAAUCAGGGACUAUGGAAACAGCACAGCUGGAGUGGUGACCAGGCGAGCGGGGUUUCGGAGACUGGAGCAGAGCAUGUACCUGGUGCCGGUCGUGGUGGAGGACGGAGGGUACCCGAUCCGAAGCAGCACAGGGACGGUGUCGGUGCGGGUGUGUACCUGCGACACAGACGGCUCCCUUCUUUCCUGCAAUGCGGAAGCCGUCUUCUUUCCCAUGGGACUCAGCACUGGAGCUCUAAUGGCCAUACUGCUGUGCAUUGUGAUUCUGCUGGUGAUGGUGGUGCUCUAUAUGGGCCUGAGAAAACACAAGAAGAAGGACACUCUGAUGUCGUCUAAAGAGGACAUCCGGGACAAUGUGAUCCACUACGACGAUGAGGGGGGUGGGGAAGAGGACACCCAGGCCUUUGACAUAGGUACGUUACGCAAUCCCAAAGGCAUCAAAGAGACAGCGCAGCUGCAAAAAAUAAGAUCAGAGGAUGAGGCCGAUCGGGCUAGUGCGCGCAUGUCCAACGAGGACAGCGAGGACAUCCGAGCUUACAUCCAUCACUGUCUUCUGGAGAGCUCAACACCUCCGUAUGACUCUCUGGUCACGUAUGCAUAUGAGGGAGAGGGAUCGGUGGCCGAGUCUCUCAGUUCCAUUGAGUCCUGGGUGCUUGAACCCAAGGAGGAUUACAGAAAUCUCUGUGACUGGGGUCCUCGUUUCAAAACACUGGCUGGGAUGUUUAAAGAGCAUGAGUGUAAGGACACGGAAAAGGCGGAAAAUGAAGCACACGCUGAGGCGCUAAAUGACAGACUGGACUGAGAGCAUUUUCAGGUGCUCUGUGAAAAAUGGAAAGUUUAUUUAUUUCAGGCAUGGCACUUAAAGAAAUAGUUCAAUCUAAAAUGAAAAUGGUCAUGUUGCUCCAAUCCUGUAUGACUUACUUUCUUCUCUCCAAGGUCCGGUCUAAGUAAUGAAAUUUUGCUGACAUUUUAAAAAUAUCCUGGUGUUUUUUUGUCCAUACAGUCUAUACAAAGAAAGUCAGUGGGGAUGAAAUAUUGUUUUGGACCCUGUUGACUUUGAUACGGACACAAAGGUUGAAACUAAAAGUCAACACACCUUACAGGAAUAGUUCACCCAAAAAUAUAAAUUCUGUCAUUAGUUAAUCAGCUUCAUGUCGUUCCAAACCCGUAAGAGCUUUGUUCAUCUUCAGAACACGAAUUAAGAUAUUAGUUUUCAUAUCUUAAAAUUAAAAUAUUAAUAAUAACACAAAUUAACACUGGCUCCUGUGUCAACAGCAACACAGAUGCAGACAAAAAAAUUUUUUGGAAUAAAGUUGUUAUUUUUGUUUUCUUCACGCACAAAAUGUUUUCUUGUAGCUUCAGUAUUAAGUUUGAACCACUGAUAUCACAUCUUAUUAAUGUUCUUACUACCUUUCUGGGCCUGGGAAUGUUUCAGUUGCGUUGCAGCAUAUGCAGGGUCAGAAAGCUCUCGGAUUUAAUCAAAAAUAUGUUAAUUUGCGUUUGGAAAAUGAACAAAGAUCUUACAGGUUUGGAAUGACGUGAGGGUGAGUAAUUAAUGUAAAAAUUUUCAUUUUUGGGAGAAGUUUAACACAGUAGAAGUCAUUUUAAAAAUGUCUUUUAUGGACAACUGUUAUUUUGGACACCAUUCACUUUGAGUAUAUUUACAAAAACAGCUAAAACUUUACUGAACAGCAGUAAAUGUCAACACACCUUAACAAAAAACAAGAUAUUUUUAAAAUGCCCAAGUGGUUUUUAUUUAUUUAUUUAUUUAUUUAUUUAUUUAUUGUCUAUAUACACUAGUCUGUACACAAUGGGACAAAAUAUUGUUUUGAACCCCACUGACUUUGAUUAUAUGGACAAAAAACAAAACAAAACCAAAAAAACAAAUGUGCAAAUGUGACCGCACGUAAACACAAAAGAAGACUGUCUUUACAGUCUAUACAGUAAAAGCCACUGGGGACAAACUGUUGUUUUAGACCGCAUUAAUUUUGAGUAUAUAGGCAAAAACAGCUGAAACUUACAGUAACAGUAAAUGUCAACACACCUUCACACAAAAUAAGACAUUUUAAAAAUGUCCAAGUGUUUUUUGCCUAUAUACACUAGUCUGUCCAAAAUGAAGGACAAAAUAUUGUUUUGGACCCCACUGACUUUAAUUAAAUUGACAAAUAAAAGUUGAAUAGUCACUGGGAAAAAUUAAAAAAAAAAAAAAAAAAGUAAAUAUGACCACACAAAAGUGAGUUUUUUGUGUGUCUACAGUCUAUACAAUAAAAGACAAUGGGGACAAACUGUUGUUUUGGACCCCAUUUAUUUUAAUUACAUGGACAAAAACAGCUGAACACAAUGAAAGUCAAUGGAGACAAAAUAUUGUUUUGGAGCCCAUUGACAAUGGGCUCAGAAGAAAGCUCACAGAAGAAAGUCAGUCAUACAAGUUUGGGUGGACAUUAGGGUGAAUAAAUGUUAACAGAAUUUUCAUUUUGGGGUAAACUGUUUCUUUAAACGAAGAAGUUGUCUGUGGCUAGGGAAAGACACUGACAAGGCUGGCUAUGUGCCUUUCCUAUACCUCAUGCAUAUUUUACACUCUUCUCUUCACUAUUUAGGAAGAAACGUGGAACUGCAAUUUUUCCGACUGCAUUUUAACAUCUGUUUUAUAUACUUCUACAAGUCAAAGAACCAAAAAACCCCUCUUUGAUAUAAAAAGUGCCUCAUGAACUGCUUUAUUUGUCUUUCAACUGUUGACAUUGUUAUUUGCAAGCAAGAGAAGUCUAUAACCUCUGUGUGAAUGGACCAAGAGGAGAAAACAGGAUAAACAUCAUAUACAAAAAAACUAUUGCCCUGCUAGCAAUCCUUCCAAACGUAUUUACCAGCACUUAGCAGGAAUUCUGCCAGGGCAAUACCCGGAACGUCACAGUUGGUACUUUUCACUGAUGCCCCAUGAACACAUCUGUUUGGAUCGCCCUCACUGACUGCCCCAGACUGUGCUGCUUGCUUCCAUGGUGAUCGAGCCCCACCAACUCUCUCCUUAAUGUCCUCCGGGCUUUUGCCACUAGUUUGAUAGCCACAGGCUCUUUGCGCCUGCUGUCUUCCAGUCUGACUGUUGUGGUGCCACUCCAACAUCACCCUACAGCGAUUCAACAGAGCUGUGGCUUUACACUAGGGCCACUGAUUUCAGUGAUUCUGUCUUGGCCAGCCGAGUCAUUACAAUGUUCAUUCUGACCCACGUUUUCUAUCAGUCUCCCUGAGAGUGGAGCUAAUGAGACCUCUUUGUCAGUUAUCAAAAGACAAUAUGGAAGAAUCUCUUAUCCAUUAUUGACUAUAUUGUAUGAACCUGUGUCUAUAACAAACUCAAAUGGAAAGUUUGGACAAUAAAGUUAUGUUUGUGAUAAA
Molecule: messenger RNA, 5428 nt
Organism: Labeo rohita (rohu)
Lineage: Eukaryota; Metazoa; Chordata; Actinopteri; Cypriniformes; Cyprinidae
Gene: cdh12a
Product: cadherin 12, type 2a (N-cadherin 2)
Exons: 12
Coding region: 432-2846 (804 amino acids)
Biological process (GO): cell morphogenesis; calcium-dependent cell-cell adhesion; adherens junction organization
Cellular component (GO): catenin complex; plasma membrane; adherens junction
Molecular function (GO): calcium ion binding; cadherin binding
Source: RefSeq, a predicted model, not a curated record